AUUUCCCACAAUAUCCGGUAAAGACGAUGGCGGCUGUCAAGCACGUUUUCAGUUGAUUUGCAUUUAUAACAGCAAUAGAUAUGGAAUUUCUGUCGAAUGAGAUAACAUUUGGAGACUUUGAUAUUCUAACACAGGAAGAUGAAGUCUACCAAAUAUUAUAUGGUCCUCGUCAGACAGAAGGUGGUAGGGUAGAGUUUCCAUGGGAUUCCAAAGAAAAUUGCAGCUAUAGUGGUUCUGAAGUUACAGAUGAAGGCAAGAUAAAUCAGCAGCAAGAUAUGCGAGACAAAAUUAAUUUUUCUGGUGAAACAUACUUUAACCCGCAGGAUGCCAGUAGUUUGCACAACAAUUUUACUUUUGGCAAUGAUAGCUAUACAGAGUAUACUCUUGAACAAAGUCAAAUGGACGCAGAUGGAAACAACAGUUCAUCAUCAUCAAAGCCUUAUGAGAGAAGAAAUAAAAAAAGAAGGCCACCAGGAUAUUAUGAAAAACUUCAAGAGGAAAUUGAAAAAGAGAGAAUUAGAAAGCUGGAAACUAAUGUGUACACAGAAAAUAUAACUCGUAAUGCAGUUAACUUUGAAGAGACUUCAUAUACUAGUCAAAGUGAUAGAGACACCUUACCAACACAAUAUAUACAGAAAAAUCACACAGAUUAUGCUCAAAAUUAUGCAAGUGUUCCACCAGUUCAGAACAAUUUCCAAACAAAAAUUACUGAAGGUGUGGAAUUGGUAACUGAUGACAUUUCUCGUGUGACUUUGUCUAAUGAUGAUAGUCUUGCACAUUCACACAUGGUCCACACCACACAUGAAAAUUUUUCACACCCAUCAAUGUUUCACACUUCACAGACACCCAUAUAUCCUUCACAAACAUCUUGUCAUCCCCCUCAAACAUCUGUUUAUACACAGAAACAGUGGUUACCAGAUUCUUCACAAGAUACACAGACUGUUAGUCAUAAUACAAACCCCACCUCAUCAGAACACAUAGACUUGUCUUUUACAUCAGUCAAUAAGCCACCAAAAAGCAGCAUUUCUUCAGGAUAUGAAGAUUCAUCACAGGCUUCACAGGAAAUUGUAACGCAGGAUGUGGUUAAUUCAGGUGUAAAUCAAACAAAUAUUUCUGAAGAUGUGGAAACUGAAAGUGAAAAUUUAGUGGACUUUGCCAGUUAUCCCCCUUUACAACCAGCAUCAAACAAUAUUCCAAUAGGUGCUCCAGUUAAUAGACAAGAAAAUGGUGAAAAGAGCUCCGAAAUGUCAAAUGUUGAGGAUAAUUCUUCUGCAAAACAAGAGAAUUCCUCAGGAGAACAGUCUGGCUCAGUUUGGGGAGCAAAACCCAAAUCAUGGGCAAACUUAUUUAAAGGAGAAUCUCCUUCAACAGCAGCAUCUGUGAUAUACAAUGAAAACUAUGUAGAUGUUAAUUAUCCAUCACUUGACCAGGAGAAGGAUACCAAAGAAAAACAAGUAGUCAAUUUGUCUCCUGUUCCAGCCAUUCAUGAUUCUGCAGCAGACAUUCUUGGAGAAUUCUUCUGCCAGAAUAAAAUAAUGCACACUCAAGUUGGUCUUCAGCCACGAGGAUUGAUGAAUAGAGGCAAUUGGUGCUACAUUAAUGCUACUUUACAGGCCUUAAUAUCUUGUCCACCAUUCUACAAUCUAAUGAAGAAAAUCCCAACUUUCCCACCAAUUCGGAGAGGACCGACUUCCACCCCAAUUCUGGAUAGCAUGAUACAGUUUGUUGGAGAGUUUACACCUUGUGCAAGAGCAACAGACAACAAAUACAAGGGUAAAAAGCAACCACCAGAAUUGCCACCAGGACCAAUGUUUGAACCUACUUAUGUAUACAAGAUGCUACAGUUGCUACAAGAUACAGCAACAUUUAAGUUAGGAAGACAAGAAGAUGCAGAGGAAUUCCUGAGUUGUAUAUUAGAUGGGAUGCAUGAAGAAAUGGUUGCAUGUAUGAGAGUACACAAAGGGGAAGCAGAGUAUGAAGCUAAUGGUGUAUUAGAUAACAGUGGUGAUGAAGAUGUUGAUGCUGAUUCAUGGGAACAGGUCGGACCUAAAAAGAAAAGUGUACUAACAAGAAAGAAUGAUUUUGAAGUGAGCCCUCUAGCAGAUAUCUUUGUUGGAUACAUUAGAUCAGCAGUAUUUAAAACUACAUCAAAAGAUUCAGCAACUGUGGAACCAUUCUUCACACUCAAAUUAGACAUUCAGUCUGAAAAAGUAUGCACUGUACGGGAGGCAUUAGAGAGGAUGGUUAGUAAGGAAUCAGUCAGUGGAUUCACAUGCUCCAAAACAAAUGCAGAGAUGGAAAUAACGAAAAAACUUACAAUAGAACAGUUGCCACCUGUUCUGAUCUUACAUUUGAAAUGUUUUGUUUAUGACAAAGAUGGUGGAAGUCAGAAACUCAUUAAAGAUGUUAACUUUACUAUUGAUCUGGAAAUCACAAAAGAUUUACUUUCUCCCAGUGUGAAAAACAAGUACCCUAACUAUUACAGACAAUAUAAAUUGUUUGCAGUUGUAUAUCACCAUGGUAAGAAGGCGACCGGAGGACAUUAUACCACAGCAGUGUUCCAUCCUGCAAUCAACAGAUGGGUGAUCUUUGAUGAUAGCAAUGUUAAAAUUGUUCCAGUAACUACAGUCUUACAGUUUUCUGCCCCUCGUGUUCCAUACCUCUUAUACUACAGAAGACUUGAUUCGCAUUAAAAUUACCUCCAUCAUAGAGAACAGACUAAUGUUAUCUUCAAUAUAAGAGAGUUUGUCUGCAUUUGUAGACCUUCAAUUUUGUGAAGUUACAAAGAUGUGUUUAUCUAUAUGAAAAAUUUGUCGUCAAAUUAUGCAGUCAUUACAAUUUUAGCCUAUGGCUAUAAUAAUAUACAUUAGUCAAUUUAAAAUGAAAAUAUGUAAAAAAUUUGAUCACAAGUUUGUGUAAUUGUAAAGAAUUGACUUGAAAUGUUGAUGUGUGUUUAAGUCUUUGUUGAGUUAUUUAAUUGUUGCAGUUUGUAUUGUAUAUAUGAUAUAUAUAUAGUGUUGAUUAUAUUUUUGUAUGAUUAUUGUGUUAAAAAAGAUCUUCAUUAUUUUUUGUAAACAUUUAAUUGUUUCCUUUAAAAGGUUGUACAGAAAAAAAGUUUUAUUUUGCCCAUCAUGCAAUUCUGGCAAAUUAUCCUUUUUUUCAAAUCCACAUUCUGAUAAAGAUUGGAAUGAGUUGAUUAAAUGAAUUUGAAAAAAUACAAUCAGGUUUUAGAUUUUAUUUUACAAAUUUUACUUACUGGCAUGUUAAGGUUGGUCCAGUAAAAUGAUGUUCAAUGGCAGGCAUAUGUAGCAUGUGAAAGAAAUUCAUUUGAAAUUUUAAGUAAUGUACUAUAAAACAAACAGUCAGUUAAAGUUAGGACCACCUAACUAACAUGAAAUGCCUUCUAACUUCAUCUUCUUUUAUAGAUUCAGUUUCAAUUAGUCAAGUCAGUGGAACAUUUCAAACAUUUUUGUAUAGAACAGUUAUUCAAAGAAGCUGGGUAUGUUUGAAAGUUUCAUUGAAAUAAUAUUGUAAAUGAUGAAAGUUCAAAAGGUGAAGGACCCCAAACUCGAACAAAAACAUUUUUAAACCCUGACAAUUUUUUAGAAAAUGGUCUUUUAAGUUUUUAUUGACCAUGCAGAUGAGAUGAAAUUUGUGUUUGACAACAGCUUUUUUCUUGGUUAUUCACAAAGUAGUAAAUAGAAUACUAUAAGAAUCACAGAUUUGUGUGUUAUGUUUUGAUUUUGCUAUUCGUAAUGUAUAGUUUGUGAUUUGCACGUGAUAGUCAUACAAAUGCAUUUUCACAUUUAAGAUCCUGUUUUAUUGUUAAUUGUUGACUGAUUAUGUGAAUUAUGUAUUUCCACAUCAUUAUCUAAUCAUAUUUAUUUUAGUUCCAAAUUGGUGAAAACAAAUAGGACAUUUUAGGUAGAUAGUAGUCUGUCCUUCAAAAGGAAUGACAGUUGUAUGGUAUUCAUUUUAAUAAGCAGAUGAAAAUGUGAAAUUGUUUUUGUUUGAGGUAAAUAUUUUGCUCUCUGUAGUUAAUAUAUUUCUAUUGCUCUUUAUCCUUUUUGUUUCUGUUUUGUACAGUAAGUGCUAUUUAUAUGUGUUAAUUAAGAAUUUCCACUGUUUCAUUAUUUAUGUCUAAUCUUAGCUAUGUGAUCUUUAAAAGAAGCAAAAUGCUUUUGACUUCUGUAAAUUCUUUCUUGAAAUUAACCACAUCUUCCAAUUUCAACAGAAAAAAAAAAUUCCAAUUAAAUAUACUUGCUUUGCUUUAAACAUGCUUGUUAUGUACAAGUGCUUUCCUGAAAGGCCUUUAGAAUUUGUUUGUAUCAUGAAAGUAUAUUAAAUGUAUAACAUGAAUGAUGAAUGAAGUCAAACAUUUUUGCAAGGUAAUCAUUUCAUUAUCAAGCACAUGGUAACCAAACAGAUAAGGAAUUAAGUUUGAAUGUAACAUCACAACUUCUGUAAAUUCAGAUCUAUUUGACAAACCUUGAAAACAGUAUCAAGUUUGUUGGUUGCAAUAUGUCAACUUGAUUGAAUUAAAAUAAGAUUGACCUCAUUUUAGAAACUAGUUUAAAAUAAUCAUAUGUAUGGUUUCUGUUGUUAUAUGAAAUAGUUAAAACUCUACUUGGUUUGUAUAGGUCAAUGUUAAAUGCAUAUUAUAACUUAAGAAAGACACUUUAAGUGACUGCAAAGUUCCAUAUUAUACACAAUCCUUUCACAUGUGCAGUAUGAUAGUGUUUAUGUAUCUGAGCUAGUUUGUCUAUCCCCUCUGACCUUAUUUACAAAAAAUAGAUUUACUUUUACACUUUUGAUUCCUAUAAACAGAAAAUGGGGAAAAUAAGCAUUUGUAAAUAAAUCCAUUUUGAAAUUGAAUUGAGAAUUUCAUAAAUGCAAUAAGCAGAAAAUGUUGAGAAUUUUGUUCUGUAUUAUAUGUUACAGGAUGUUGUGAGAAUGUCUGUGGAAGCAGAGCUUGUUAUGGUCUGUCUUGGUCUUUAUAAUUCUUUUCUGAUCCAAUACAGGAACAAUACCACUGACCAUACUUUUUAUUUUUCUCUUUGUAAUUUGUAAACAAAUUUUGUGUAUUUAAUCAUAUUAAGUGAUCUGUUGUUAAUCUGAAAAUUAAAGAAACUGUAUACAUACAUCAUUUUAUGGCACAUGCGACAUAAAUAAAAAUGAAAAACUUAAUCAGUUUAAAAUAUAAAUAAUAAGAUUGAUAUGGUUUUUGUCAGGGUUGUUUAAAGAAUUUUAAUCUUUGGUGAAAGCUAUGGUUUAUUUAUAAAGAAUCAGAUUUCAAUCAACAAAUUCUUCCUUGUUCAAAUUUUAAUCAAUUUAGUCCUUUCAGGAUAUAAAUAGUUUUACUUAAUCAGGUCAUAAACAAUGUUUUAUUAUAAAAUGUUCAUAAUUAUGGAAAGGUAGAAAAUAAAAUGUAUGUACAAUGAAUUUAUGAAUGAAUUUUUUCUGAAAGAAAUUAAUAUAUGUAAUGUAUACAAGUUUUGAUUUAGGGUCAUCAUAAACUCAUUUUCAAGAAAUGUGGGGUUUUUAAACCAUCAUAUGCAUAGAUUUGAGGAAAUUAUUCUUUUAUUUUUACAGAUAAGAAUUAUGGAGCUGGACAGUACCAGUGUGAUGUGCAUCUAUCUUAUAAUUAUUAAUAAUAAAAUGCAUUGAAUUCA
Mytilus californianus (California mussel) is the source of this 5672-nucleotide messenger RNA. RefSeq names its product ubiquitin carboxyl-terminal hydrolase 10-like. Lineage: Eukaryota; Metazoa; Mollusca; Bivalvia; Mytilida; Mytilidae. The record is from RefSeq and is a predicted model, not a curated record. Gene Ontology annotation, molecular function: cysteine-type deubiquitinase activity; cysteine-type endopeptidase activity. Bases 81 to 2693 code for a protein of 870 amino acids. The transcript is spliced from 15 exons. Gene Ontology annotation, biological process: protein deubiquitination; DNA damage response, signal transduction by p53 class mediator; regulation of autophagy. Gene Ontology annotation, cellular component: cytosol; nucleus.